Pestalotiopsis fici W106-1 is the source of this 477-nucleotide messenger RNA. RefSeq lists its product as uncharacterized. Lineage: Eukaryota; Fungi; Ascomycota; Sordariomycetes; Amphisphaeriales; Sporocadaceae. Bases 1 to 477 code for a protein of 158 amino acids. The transcript has a single exon. The record is from RefSeq and is a predicted model, not a curated record.
AUGGCGUCCAUUCGUCUGGCAGCAGCUAUGAAAUUCAUUGAGCAUUUCGCAACCCUCGACACCAACAUUCUCCAGUCAAUUCUAGCGACAGACUACAUUCAUCAAUACGCCCCUAGCUCUAUUCCCCAGCAAGAGCCUUUCGACAAGCAAGGUCUAAUAGCAUUCGUGACAAGUCUCAAAACCAUCAUGAACGGAUAUCCCAUGGUGGUGAAGCUGGCCAUGGAAAGCGAGAGUAGCAACGCAGUCACAAUAUGGGCUGCAGGAGAGGCAAUCUUCCGCGACGCGGCCAAGGAUGACGGUAUCGCCAACCAGGAAUGGAAUUACAAGGCAGAAUACAUCUUUAUGAUAUUUCUGGACAAUGAAGGAGACAAGAUUAUCAAGACUAUAGAACUUGUGGACAGCAAGGCGACUGUUGAUAAAUUACUGGGGCUCUCCCAGAGAGCUUACAAGAACAUUUCAAACCAGUCUAGCCAGUAA